ACAAUGCUUUCUAAAAAAUGUAGUCAGUUUUUUAUUGACAAAUUUUGAGAGACAGGCAUUUUAAUAUUGUCAUAAUGUCUGUUAGAAAUACUAUUUUAUUUCUAUUUCUAGGAUUUUGUCAAAUAUGUCAUGGUAAAUAUGGUUUUCGAGGUGAACAAGAAUGGGGAUUUGUGACAGUUAGGCCAAGCGCAAAUAUUUUUUAUUGGCUUCAUUACACCACUGCUAAUGUUUCGUCAUAUACCGAAAAGCCCUUAAUUAUUUGGUUAGAGGGUGGUCCUGGAGUAUCAUCAACAGGUUAUACAAACUUUAAAGAAAUUGGACCUUUCUAUUUGAAUCUAACAAGUAGAUCCAAUUCAUUGGUUAAAGACUACAACAUCCUUUUUAUCGAUAGUCCAGUGGGGACUGGCUUUAGUUAUGUAGAUUCCAAUGAAGGAAUUCCGAAAACGGACAAGCAGGUUGCAAUGGACCUUCUUACUUUAAUUGAAAAAUUUUUCAACGACUUUCCUAAUUUAUCUAAUGUACCAACAUACAUUGUUGGACAGAGUUAUGGAGGAAAGAUAGCUGUUCUUUUUGCAUAUGAAUGGCUUCAAAAAAUACAAAACGGUUGGAAUAUUACAAAUUUAAAGGGCGUAGAACUUUCAAGCCCAUGGAUUGCACCAGAUCAUUCUGUAUUAUCAAUGGCGCCAUAUUUAUAUGAAAAGGGAUUAAUUAAUGCUCGUGGUUAUAAAGUUAUAACAGAUUUUGCCUUUCAAUCAUUUUUGUGUUCUCAUAUGAAGGACUGGAAAUGUGCAUCAGUUCAUACGCAACAAACCUAUGAAGCUAUUAUACAUACUGUAAAAAAUAUAUAUUUUUACAACAUUUUAACUCAAGUCAAUACAAGCAAUAUUACUCCAUAUAAUGAUGAUGAUAUCGCAAUUAACUCUUUAAUGGAAGAUGAAGUGAGAUUAGCACUGAAUUUACCAGAAUUCAGUUUAUUUGAAUCAUUUAUCUAUCAAACAGAUGAUUAUAUAAAAGAACAAACUAUGAUACCUGUUACAAAGGAAGUUGAAUAUCUUGUAAAUCAACCUAAUUUCAAAGUUUAUGUUUUGAACGGACAAUUGGAUUUAAUAAUCAAUCCAAUAGGUACUCUACAUUGGGUCGAAAAUCUUAAAUGGAAAAAUUCAUCUGAGUGGAUAGCAGCUAGAAAAGAACCAUUAAUUAUAAAUAAUUCUCUUGAAGGUUACGUGAAGGCAUAUGGAAACUUAAGGAUGUACUGGGUGGAAAGGGCAGGACAUGUGAUUACUGUUGAAAAUCCUGCAGCUACAAGAAAAAUAUUAAAAGAUCUCACUACUGAUGGUUUAUCCAAUUAAAAUAAAAUUAAACCCCUAGACUAUUUAUUUAUUUAUACACUCGUCUUUUGCCUUAAUUCUAGCGUUACAAGUGUCCCCGUGGAAUUUUUCUUACAUACUAUACUUAUACUAAAUUUUUGCGUCUACAGAACGUCUUGAAAUUAGGAGUACGUACUCGCAUUUGCCUGGACCACCCGUCUAAUGGGUUUUCACGCCAGUGG
Molecule: messenger RNA, 1549 nt
Organism: Leptopilina heterotoma
Lineage: Eukaryota; Metazoa; Arthropoda; Insecta; Hymenoptera; Figitidae
Product: retinoid-inducible serine carboxypeptidase-like
Exons: 9
Coding region: 75-1349 (424 amino acids)
Biological process (GO): proteolysis
Molecular function (GO): serine-type carboxypeptidase activity
Source: RefSeq, a predicted model, not a curated record